AAAAUUAUCAGGAAGAUAAUAUUGCAUAUAAUGUUGCGGCAAAUAAAAAUGCAGUGAAAGCAUAUGUUAUCCAACAAAUUGUGGGUGUUUAAAGCCAAAAAUAAAGUAAUUUAAUAUCUUUAUCAGACACCUUACGAUAACAACAAACAGCAGAAACGGCAACAGCAACAAAAAUAGAAGAAGAAUAAAGAAACCACAACUGGAGAUAUAGAAAACGGCACAAUAAUUUAAGAAAGAAUGAUGAACUGAAAUGUGCAAAUAUUAUCAACGUAAUUAUGCCAAUUCACAUAAUUUUUUCGAUUUCAACGUGAAAAAUGUCGUCGACACAAUUGCUGCAUUCGUUAUUGUUGUUGCUACCACUGCGUUGUCGUCGUAAUUGCAAUAAACUAAUCUCUUUGGCCGUGUUGUUGGUGUCAGCGCUCUACGCACAUAAAGCGCAGCGACAACAGCAAAGACAGCAACAACAAGAACAUCAGAAGGAGGAGGGGCAGGACGGUAGCAAUAAAAGUGAUUGGCACCCUCGCACCAAAUUUGCAAGCAGAAUAACAGCAACCAAAAACACAAGUGCAACAGCAACAGAAUUGGUUCUGUUGUUCGAUCUGCACUAUUCGGCGUACAUUGCGACCACAGUUGCUCCCAAGAAGCGAGGCAUCAUCAAGUGUAACGCUAAGAGAAGCAACAGCUACAACAAUCGUAGCAAUUGCAGCAAUCACUUCAUUGCUCCAGAUCAUAAUCGGAAUCCGAAUCCGAGCCAGAACCUUCAUCGUUACAGGAGCAGCAGCAGCAGCACGUAUCACCACAGCACGUUCCCAGCGGGCACAGGGGCUGCGUAUACUUGCUGGCGGAGCAGCCACAGCCACCGCAGCCCCUGCAGCAGUGUAGUUGCAGUUGCCGGUGCAGAGGCUAGGUUCAAGGAGCUCAAGCAGCUACAACUGCUACUGUCUAGCUCAAUAAGAGCAACUACUAAGACUCGUUCGACGUUAAGUGCGUCGUUGCAUACGCGUAAGAGCAGUAAAUCUCCUCCAUCCAUAAGCGCUUCGUUUGUGAGGCUAAUUACAGCAACCAGAACAACGAAACAACUUAGUGUCACACGGACGUGUACAGAAGGAGCAGCUGCGAUAGCAUUAAAAACAACAUUGUCAGCAUCUACACCUGGGUCAGCGGCAGCAACAACAAAUCACAACAAUAGCACAAAAUCAUUGCCAGUGGUCGAAAGUGCCAUUAGCUAUUGCGCCAGAUUAAUAUCCAUAGCAACUUAAGAGCUUCAUCAGCCACAAACAAAAAACAAAUAAUUCCACAUAAAAACAAACAAAAGAAAACGUUCCAUACCCAUCCAUAAGCAACAACAACAGCCACAAAAUGUCAAAGCUGUCAUUCAGAGCACGCCACUUGGAUCCGUCCAAGCAGAUGCCCAUCUUCUUGGCGGAGGAGUUGCCCGAUUUGCCUGAGUAUUCAGCUAUCAAUCGUGCCGUACCGCAAAUGCCCAGCGGCAUGGAAAAAGAGGAAGAGUCGGAACACCAUUUGCAGCGUGCCAUUUGCACAGGCCUAAUUAUACCCACGCCCGAGGUGUUGCAAACGGAUCAGACCUUUUAUGACGCGUACUAUCCACCUGAUUACAAAAUGCCACGGCAAAUGAUACACAUGCAACCGCUUGGCCUAGACACGGAGGUACCCGAUUAUGACAUGGACAGUGCGGACGAGGAGUGGCUGAGUCAGCAACAACGUUUGGAACUUACUGAACUUAAAUUCGAACAAAUGAUGGAUCGACUUGAAAAGAGUUCAGGCCAAACAGUCGUCACGUUGAACGAAGCCAAAUCGCUGCUAAAUCAGGAUGAUGAGACGAGUAUAUCAGUAUAUGAUUAUUGGCUUAACAAGCGCCUCAAAAUGCAACAUCCGCUGAUACUCACGGUGAAAACCGAAAGUCGUCCCGGUGCCUCCUCCAAUAAUCCAUACUUGGCGUUUCGUCGGCGUACAGAGAAGAUGCAAACCCGCAAAAAUCGUAAAAACGACGAAGCAUCCUACGAAAAGAUGCUUAAGCUGAGGCGCGAUUUGCAACGUGCCACAACGAUCUUGGAAAUGGUGAGAAGGCGCGAGGAGACCAAACGUGAUCAAUUAUUGGUGACAAUGGAUAUAUUGGAGAAGCGUGUGGGCAUAGGUGACUUCAACGGUGCUGUGUACUCGGAGCUCAACUCGCAUUUCAAAAUGUCAAGACCCGUGUAUAAUCCACUUCAAUACUCACAAAACGCAACAGUUGUGGCAGGUGCGACGGUGGGCACAAAUGCGCUUCUGGCCGGUCCUGGUGGCGUGUUGCCGCCGGGAUUGCUAACUCCCGGUGCCCCUGGCGCAACGGCCGCAGCUGGCUUGUAUACGCCUGCGUCGCAGUACCUGAAUACGUCGAGCCUGGCAAUGGAAGCUAUCAGUGCAGGUGGUAACAACAGUAGUCGUAAGGAGAAGCGGCCGUAUAAGAAGCGAAAGCACAAAUUGCCGCGCGAAAAGCAACAGCAGCAACAACAGUAUUUUUCGGGAAUUGGCCUGGUGCCGCCUGCUGCGGGCGUAUCACCUGCACAUCUGUCCCAUUUGCACCAUUUGCAUCGGCAAAGCGCGUCGCCAGCGGCGAACGAGUCAAAUGUUGAGACAGAGGAGGACGAUUAUAUCAGCGGCAGCGCUCAAAACGGCAACAAGUUGGGCUCCGAGAGCGAAGACGAAGCACCAUUCGCAUUUAGACGCAAGUCAAGUUGUAAUUAUCUCCGGACGCGACAACAAUGUGGUUUGUGGCCCUGGGAACAACCAUCGACGUAUGAAACGACGAAUGCCACCGCUCUCGCGAAGUACCGGUACACGCUGACUUCCAUCAAUAAUCAACAAAGACCGCGUUGCAUCGGCUUUGCCCGCCGGCGGCUGGGACGCGGUGGACGCGUGCUCUUCGAUCGCGCGACAACGAAUUUCGACGAUUUUUGGUCACAGCUCGAUUACACUGUUCUGGAAAGUGUGGUCAGCACGAAGCCGGCGAAGAAGGAAAUUGUCAAACCAAGUUCACCGCCCACAGUUGUAGACCUGCCCACAUCGACGAAAGUGACCGACCCUAUACCGCCUGAAAUUAAAGUCGAGCCCAUUGAUGAAGCGCACGUUGUUUUGAAGCCCCACCACAAUCAGCCCGAUAACGAUAACGUCGAUGUCGAUGAGGAAGAUGAUUUUGAUGACGAAGACGAGCUCGGCACUGACGACGAGAAUGUAUCCCGUUUGGAUGCUUACAGCUCUGCCCUGACUCUGCUACAGAGUCCGCACGACAUGCGCAUGAGGCGGCGACGUCUGAGACGCAUGAAGCAACAGCUCCGAGAAUUAAAUGCUGCGAAGCGGACGAAGUUAGCUAACGACAGUGCCACUGGCAACAUAAGCACCAGCCUAAGUAAAGAGUCCAAAAGUCUGCCAUUGGUGCCGCUGCCCAGGGUGUAUUUACAUCGUUUGGCCUUGGCAUUGCAGCGAAGUGAGGAGAAGCAGCAGAAGGCGGCACUGUCGGUCAUGAACGAUGCAGGUGUGACCGAGGAGCAAGUGAUUAAGCAAGAGGAGGUCGCCGAUAUUAAUGCGGUCAGUGAAAAGCUUGAUGUUAAGCAGCUGGAGCUGUCGGAGCAGCAGUCGCGACCCAAUCAUCAGCACCACCGUUCCAACAAUAACACCGUGUUGAACAACAACAACAAUAGUAGUAGUAGUAAUAUGAAUAAGAAUGUUAGCAUUAGCGAUAAAUUCAAUGUGAUAAAAGUGGAAGGUAUGGAGGAUGAGCAGCAGCAACAGCAGGAGGAGCCGGUAGCGUCCACAUCGGCGGCGGCUGCUGCAGCGCGAGCAGCAGAGGCGGCAGCAGCAGCCGUAGCGUCUGCAGCGAGCACUUCCCAGGCGUCAUCGAUGAUGGAAGAUGUGGCCAAGACGAUAAAGCGCGAGCUAAUCGAUGCGGACGACUCCAACGAGCCAUUGAGCAGCAUACGCAUAGCAACGGUGGCCAUGCAGCAGGACCUUGUCGAUGAUGAAGAAGACGAUGUAAACCUGGCGCAGUUGAGUAACAUUAUCCGGCACACUGUAAAGAAGGAAUUGCAGUCUCAGCAGAGCUUACAGCAGGUAGAAGAGAAACAGUUAAGCGAGCAGAGUCCGACUUUGGACGAUCGUGCUGAGAAUCACGCUCCUGUAGACGAUGAUGCGCCUUGCCUCAAUCAAAUGCCAGACGUAAUUCGUUUACGAAAUUUGCGCAAUUGUAAUCAUCAGGAAACGAAGUCAGCUCCAGUGAAAGCCGACGAUCUUUACAUCGAUGCCGAUAUGGAUGAGGUCGACUACAACAGCGGACUCUCGCCCACGUCAAGCCAGCGCCUAGACAUCUGCAACGAGUUGCUGUCAGAAAUACGCCGGGAUUGGCUUCAUUUCAGGCCCAAAACGCCCACGGAUAUAUUGUCUGAUAUCAACAAUGACAAGGACAGCGAGGAGGUGGACGCGGGGCUCGUUGACUGGACACAAGAUACGCCCAUUACUGUUGAGCUCAAUCGUCUAACCCGUGAGGGCAAGUUAAAACGAAAGACGAAUAUCAAUAGUGACAACGACGAUCCUUACUUCCUGAGCAGCGCAUUUAAGUACACAGAUCUCGAGACAGAUACACAACUGCUUCAGACGGCAUAUGCCUGGGACGUAACGCGGGGCAGCAGUAAGAGUCCGGACGCAGGUGGAAAUUCUAACUCGGCGCUUGAUUUCAAUCUCAGCGGAGGUGACUCACUCACAGACAUUAAUCUGUUAGGCGACGGGGACGACGAGACCGAUGAAAAUAUGCUGGACAACAUUUUGCAGGAAUGUGGCAUGGAUGAUCCCAAGGCGCUCAACCAAGCGACAAAUUUCUGGAAUGGUAUUCUGGACGGCGAGGCGGCCGUUGACGACGUAGCCAACGAGGUAGCGUCUGCCGAGGGACUCCUGGAUUGCAUUGAUGACAAGAAAGCGAAAGGGGCUGCUGAUUCGAAGCGCGCCGGUCGCCAUCGUGGGGGCAAAGCACGCGUUUUCAAUGGACCCGUUGGAUGUUCCAGUUUUUCUGUUGGCGCCACAGCGCUCUCUCUGCGCGAACAGCAACUUUUCUUCAGUCAGGCUGUCCCGAAAGCAGAACCAGAGACCCCCGAGAUUAAAACGGAGCCAACUGAAAUCGUUGUCGAUGCGGCAGUACAGCAGCCGCAACAGCAGCAACAGCUUCAGGUUUCUGUACCGAACGUCUCUCCUGCGAUUGCAACAGCGCCUCAAGUUCUCAAUAUACCCGCGCAAAUCACACAGCAACAACAACAACAGCCGCAGCUGCAGCUGCAAAAGACGCAGCAGCCGGUCACGCAACUGCUAACCCAAUUUGCGAACGUGGCGCAACAGGCGCAACUUAUCACACGGGCUCCUUUGCAGACAACGACGGAAUUUGUGGCAACGGCUACAUCUGGCGCCUCCGUUGGCGAUAUUGUCACCAUAACACCUCAUACGGGCAAUUCGCUCUCAUCGCCACUGCCUCAGCAGCAACAAAGUCUUUUGCAGCCACAGCUACCAACAUUGUCCCAUCAGCAACAGCAAUUGCAGCAUCAGUUGCAGCAAGCCCAGCUGCGCAACGUAACUGUGCAACAACGCCAAUCGCAGCCUCAGCAGCAGCAACAGCAACAACAACCGCUGUUGUUCCAGAUGCAACGCGACAUUGGGAAUACACCUGUCAUCACACAAUAUGUGUCGAGUGCCUCUCCUGCCAUAACGUCGCAGACGAUCGUCUCGUCUGUGGCCAAUGUGCGGACGGCGCAAACCACCCUGACACCACUGAGCGCAGGCGCCACCGGUAAUCACAUGAUCUACACCACAACUACCGGUGAAAUUGUGACGGCGGCACCCAGCAGCGUCCAGAAGCUUGCCUAUGCCAUACAGAAGAGCGGUGGUGGUGGCGGCGGAGCAAAUACGCCCACACAAAUGCCCGGCACCAUUGGACCCAAUACGGUGAUCACGCUGUCUAAUGUGAAGCUGCAGAACGAUGGGCAAUCACCAAGCACGAAUGUGCUGACAAUUGAUGGCAGCGGUGCAGCACCCUCAGCAGGCGGUACAGGAGCGCAAAGCGUGAACAUCAUCAACACGGCCAGUGGGCAACAAGUAGCAGUGCACAGCAUUGCCGGUAUGCAGUUGCCAGCAGGUGUGGUGGCCAGCUCCGCAGCCACCCCGUUAAUUGUGACCACACCCCCGCGCAACAAUACGCAACAGGUUCAGGUGCAGCAGCAGCCGAUCGUGUGGCGGCAGUUAAGUGGUACCACCACGUCCGAGGCGCCAGCCACAGCGGUCGGCAACAAAAUUCUGUGGACGAAUCGCGCGGGCCAAAAGCGGCAGCUGAAUGGUCCCGAAAAUACAGACAUCAACAAAUUGCUAUUGAAUCGCAAGUUCUCACAGCGUAAGGUUAUCCAAGGACAGCCUGGGUCGCAACAACAACAGCAGAUCCAAUUGACCAAACAGCAGCUUCAGCAACUGGUGCAACAAGAGGACGAGCAGCUGGUUGUAAAUGCCACGGGCAACAGUGAUCAUCUCGGCUUACAGGAAAGCAGUGGCAAUGCCAGCAACGUUGAUGCGUUGAAUCAGCAGCAACAACAGCAGCAGCUACAAAAGCUAAGCAAAGUAAUUAAAAUGGCUCCGUUCCCACUUCUGGUGUCCGAUCUGAAUCAGCAGAAGCCAAAUUCCGCAGCUGCUAUUGCGGCCAAUCACAAUUAUAGUCUGCAGCCAACAGCAAUCAUCACGUCACAAGCGACACCACAACAGGCCAACAAGAUAUUCCUAACCAGCAGCAACAGCAGCGGCACGGGAAACUUUACAAUUGCCACGGCGAGCGAGUUACAAGCAGCAGCGGCUAAUGCCAAUAACUCGGCCCAAAAAAUGCACUUCAAGGAUCUGCAGAACUCAAAUCUCAAGCUGAACUUUGUCACCACAUCAACGGCUACAGUGAGCGCGGGCGACAACCUAGUGACACAGGCGCCGCAAACUCAGCAAGUCGGUGCGACUACUGUGGUUCUGAACAAGGGCCCUUCCUGUCUACCGACGAGCAUGCAACAGCAACAACAGCAACAAAAGUUAAAGACAGUAUCAUCGUCAAACGCGUCAGUAGUUGGAACCACCCAACAGGGUGACAGGCGUGUUCUCUACACUAGUCUGCUGAAUGUGAAGCCGCUGCAGAAGAACAAUACUGGCCAGAUGCAAAUGCAAAUCGGACCCAGUGGCCUACAGCAAGUGUUACGGACGCGUCUGAACAACUCAGCCAUUUUCACGCGCACCUUGCCGCUGGGCACCACAGUGAACAGCACGUCUGGCGGCGGCAGCGCUGGUAACACGAUGCAGGUGGGCACGAGCACGCCAACAACACUGAGGCAGCUGGUCUCUACGAAUUCGAACAGCGUAAGCACAUCGGAUACCGGCACGUUGCUUACGACCACCAAGGAGGUGAGCAAGGCGCUUACUGUGGAACAGGUGAUUGCGAGUGCGAAUAAUGGCGGUGUCGUUAUGCCCAGUAGCAACAAUAAUAACAACAGCGGCGGGGGAAACAGUGCUGGGAACGGUGGCGGCAGCGGAGUUACGGUGACAACGACUGGAACAGUGAACGCAAAUGCGAUGACACCCACCAUCAAUAGAUGAGAUACGGACAGCUAACAUCAAAUACAAAGUGGUUGCACUGUGAAUCUGCCAAGUGGCACUUCCCUCAGUCUAGCGCCCGUACCUGUGGCUUAUGGCGGCGGACCCAUACCGACAACGAAUCCCCUUAUGGUGGCUCUCGGUCAGUUGCUGCAGCCGCAGUGCUGUUGUGCGCUCUGUCUUGUUAAUCUGGGCAAGCAGACGACUUAAGCUCGUCCGGUGUAUUUCGGAUUGGUAUCACCAUCGCCAACACUGAUGGGCAUUAAUUAGGUUGGGAAAUCCCAAAGUACUCUAAGCUUGUUGUUGUUGUUUUUGCUAAGGAGAACCCGCUACUAGUUGAAAACACAGCAGAAUGUAACAAAUCACAUACCUAAUUACAUACAUAGGUUAUAUAUAGAUUUUCAUAUAUGUAUAAAAAUACCUAAAGUAAUGCGCUAUAAAUAUUCAGUGUGAAUAUAUAUAUAUAUAUCUGUAAAAUGUUGGAAACGAGAAAGCGAUAAAACCAAAACACCAAAAUUCAAAA
Messenger RNA from Scaptodrosophila lebanonensis, 8170 nucleotides. RefSeq lists its product as uncharacterized. Gene Ontology annotation, biological process: regulation of transcription by RNA polymerase II. The record is from RefSeq and is a predicted model, not a curated record. Gene Ontology annotation, cellular component: piccolo histone acetyltransferase complex. The transcript is spliced from 11 exons. NCBI's taxonomy places the organism in Eukaryota, Metazoa, Arthropoda, Insecta, Diptera, Drosophilidae. Bases 1360 to 7650 code for a protein of 2096 amino acids.